AUGGGUAGACCGGCCAGGCUCCACCAAGAAACGCACCCGGACUGGGCGCCAACGCUUUUGCUCGGAUACACAAGAAAAAGUGAAGGCAUUGCCCGCUACGAGCGUGCUGCAAGGCGACGGACAAAGCGACCUACUCCCGAGGUCGACGCGGGGACCACUGCACCGUCAAGAAAUUCUGGAUUCGCCGCAACGUCGCCUGAAAAUUGCUGCGACGACGGUGACAACGGCACACACUCGGAAGACAGCCCGCCACUGCUGCAAGCUGAAUGUGAAAUCCAGGCUGCCGAAAAUGAAUCAGGAGUUGCUGUACAGGCAGAAAUGUCCAUGGCAGACGUUGCAGCAUUGGAGCUACAGUGCACUAUGCUAAAUGACAACCUGUACGCCCUGCGUGAAUACAUUGACAAGUUGGAGUGGACGGAAGCUGCAUUCAGAGAGAGUAAGCCCAAGGUCAUGUACUACACAGGGAUGGCAAGCUUUGAUAUUCUGUAUGGCAUAUUUAGUGUUGUGGAGUGCUAUGUUCCACACGGUGCAAACAACGUUCUAUCAAAGUUUCAAGAGUUCAUUCUCUUCCUAAUGAAGUUGAAACUGAAUUUGCACAACACUGAUCUCGGCUUCAGAUUUGGAGUUUCAGAAGCGACAGCGUCGCGCAUUUUUGAUAAGUGGUUGUAUGUUACAUAUUGUCGGCUGAAGCCAUACAUUUCGUGGCCAGACAGAGUUUUGCUGCAGAAGACAAUGCCACAGGCUUUCUUCGACUCCUUUGGAGCAAAUGUUGCCACAGUGAUUGAUUGUUUAGAAAUAAAAAUAGAGCGACCAUCGUCAUACGAGGCAAGAAGUGAGACAUGGUCGCAGUACAAAACCAGGAGCAAUACUGCUAAGUUUCUCAUUGGCAUUGCUCCUCAAGGUGCCGUCACCUUUAUUUCAGAGGGUUGGGGAGGGCGCUGCAGUGACAAGCACAUAACAGAACAUUCCAGCAUGCUUGACAACUUACGUCCUGGUGAUGUUGUGCUUGCCGACAGAGGUUUCAAUAUCUCGGAGAGUGUUGGCUUCUACUGCGCGCGCUUGCAUGUUCCAGCCUAUACCAAAGGCAAGAAACAACUGUCGGCAGAAGAAAUCAUGAGCACUAGGAAACUUGCAAACGUGCGCAUUCAUGUCGAGCGAGUUAUUGAACUUAUAAGGAAUAAGUUUACAAUCAUGAAAGGCACUCUUCCCAUUGAAUAUGUUGCCCGCCGAGAAGGUGAUGAUACAGCACCACUCGAUAGAAUCGUCACUGUAUGCUGUGCUUUGUCUAACCUGUGCCCGUCAAUUGUAGCAGAGUUAAAGGAAGCCAAUCAUGAAGUGGCUUCACCUGCCUCAGAGCCUCAUUAA
Messenger RNA from Rhipicephalus sanguineus (brown dog tick), 1365 nucleotides. RefSeq lists its product as uncharacterized. Lineage: Eukaryota; Metazoa; Arthropoda; Arachnida; Ixodida; Ixodidae. The record is from RefSeq and is a predicted model, not a curated record. The coding region runs from base 1 to 1365 and encodes 454 amino acids. The transcript has 4 exons.